UUUUGACCCCAAACUUCCUAUCUCUUCCAUGCGCCCAAGCCUCACUUUCUGCUUAGAUACCCUUUUGUGCCCACUCCAUUUUUUGUCACCUGUUCCCUCAGUCCUAGAACAAAAUGGUUCGGAAGGAUCCUAUCUUUGAAGCCCGCACCAAUGUCAAGCUACACUCUAAUCGACUGAAAAAGGAGGCCGCCCGUGCGGAAGCGACCUUCAAAUCUGAGAAGGCUAAGGCUGACAAGGCCAUGAAAAACCGCGAAUUUCAGAUCGCCCGCAUCCAUGCCGCUUCUGCCGUACGAGAAAAACGCAGACAGGUCACCCUCAAGGCGGAGGCUGCCAGAGCAGAUGUCAUUAUCAACGAGCUCAAGGCUGCGCAGAGCACUCGGGACACGUCUCGGACGCUUGCAUUGGCAUCACGGGGCCUGGAUGCUGCCUCCAAGAGUGUAAAUCUUGAGAGCUUGGUUUCCCAUGCGAACAAUUUCCUGGCGCGCUCCGAAGAUUUCAAGAUUGCUAGCAGUGCGAUCGAGGAUGUUGCGCAAGGGAUCUCUAUGCAGGAGAAUGGCGCAGAGGGUGAAGCCGAUGUGGAUCGCCUGAUGGAGCAACUUGCUGAUGACGCUGGGGUGGAUCUCCGGAUGGCUUUGGAGCAGGAUGCUGCUGCUGCUCCUAAGGAGGAGGUUAAGGCUCCGAAACAAGUUGACACUGAAGUUGAGGAUGGCUUGGAUGCUAGGCUACGAGCUCUCAGGGCGACCAACUGAAUUUCAACUACUUCGUUUCUAUCGUCCUCUACUGUCACGUUAACUUUGGCCUUGUACUUGUUGAUAUGCUUUCGGAUUCGGCGAAUUAUUGGGGUAACUAACAGCGCGUUGGGUAUUUUUAGGGUUGAGGUUCAGUUACUCUUGAGAGUAUAUUGUUCUGUGGGCGCUCAUGACUAUAUGGUCCAUCAUCAUGCUAUGCUUUACAUGCUUUGUGGGUUCUUGCAAUCUCUUUUGUUACAUACCCGUGAAAAUCGCACUUGCUGCAUACGUUCAUUGUUUUGCCAUGCAUUUGAAGGAUUUCUAAAUGGUCGGUCUUAUAAGAGAGACGCACAUUUCCUCUGCACAGAUACUGUUCGAGUGGUAUAGAUACCUUUCCUCAUAUUGUCAUUUUCGG
Molecule: messenger RNA, 1143 nt
Organism: Aspergillus costaricaensis CBS 115574
Lineage: Eukaryota; Fungi; Ascomycota; Eurotiomycetes; Eurotiales; Aspergillaceae
Product: putative SNF7 family protein Fti1/Did2
Exons: 2
Coding region: 114-749 (211 amino acids)
Biological process (GO): endosome transport via multivesicular body sorting pathway; late endosome to vacuole transport; protein transport
Cellular component (GO): multivesicular body; ESCRT III complex
Source: RefSeq, a predicted model, not a curated record